AUUUAGUUUCCCUUGAUCGUAUUGCAUCCGGUCUUUGCGUGUACUAUUCUCAUUUUUUGCUCCAUCUGCACGAGAUACUGGUAACAUAACAUGGUCGUCAUCGAGCGCUACGAAAAAACAAGCGCCGACCGAGAAGCGGCCUAUCGGGCGGGAACUAUAUAUUGAUUUAGAUUAAGUACAUGUUCGCAGCAGAAGCAUAGUUGUUGUUUUCUGUGGACACAGUUCAAGCUACCAAUGUCAAAACUUGCAAGAGGAAAGUGCUGCUUGUUCGCCCUUCUCGUGAACUCGGCGUUCGCAGCAACGGCAGUUGUCGCGUCCGGCCUCCGCCAAGAAGCAUCGUCGCCACACGCAGAAGUAGCCUCCUCGACUAUCAAUCAUGCGAAUGGUGGUCAUGGUGAGGUGCAUCUGCAUCGCGUCCGCGGGCACCUAGACCUCCGACAAUUCGCUGAAAACGCUGCGGCGCACAGCAGCCCGCAAUCCCAGACGCAGGCAGGGCGACUGGACCGGAACGCACAAUCAAGGACGACUGGACCGGAACGAGAGGCGAAGCACAGCCGCCCGCAAUCCCCGACGCGCAGCCGCCCGCAAUCCCCGAGUCGCAGCAACAUGAUGCUGGGACUGUUGCCGAUCCAC
Messenger RNA from Amoebophrya sp. A120, 633 nucleotides. Lineage: Eukaryota; Dinophyceae; Syndiniales; Amoebophryaceae. The record is from the annotation of a GenBank genome assembly.